UCUGGCCGGGCCGCCAGUGUGCGCGGGCACCCCUCAGGCUCCUCGGAGACCACGUCGCCCUCCUCGGACCCUGGCAUUGAGGCUGACCUCACCAGCAGGACCACCAAACCCUUCCUGCCCGGCGGCCGGCAUGGAGAAGACCUGAGCUCACCUGGCUCCGACUCGGAUGUGGAGGGGGAGAUCGAGGCGGCCUUCGCUGGUGGGCGCCUGGUCAGCAACAUGAUCUCCUCCAUCUCAGAGACGGAGCUGGACCUGAGCAGCGACAGCAGCAGUGAGGACUCCUCCAUGCCUGCCAGCCAGACUGAUGUCUCCACCUCCAAUCCCCUGGACCUGAAGAUUGACCCAGACCACAGCCUGGAGAGCAUUCGACGCUCCUUCUACCUGCCUGUGGGGCCCAAGCUGAUGCCCGAGGCAGAUGAGGAUGACAACAGCGAGUACGACUCUGACUCAGAGUCGGAGCCCGACCUGAGUGAGGACUCAGACUCGCCGUGGCUGCUCAGCAACCUCGUCAACAAGAUGAUCUCUGAGGGCUCUUACCCCAUCAAGUGCCCAGAUGAGUGCUUCCAACAGACCCACUCGCUCUGUGACACCAUCUCCCCAGCCUCUGACCUGGAGCCUGAGAUCCUGAGCGAGACGCUGGACGGGGACCACAGCUCGCAGGCCUCCCCGGGGGACACAGCUGCGCUGCCCCGCUGCCAGCGUGCCAUCGACCUGGUGGACAUGGAGACGCUGCGCAGCGCCCUGCCGCAGCCGGUGCCAGAGCUGCCUGCUGACGACCCGGGCCCCUUCCUCUUCCUGAGCAACCCCACCAAUGACACCAUCGCACCUGUCUUCCCGGGGUGCCCUGUCACCCUUGACAGGUUGGGCUCCUCUGAGGUCCUGGCCACCUUUGGCUGCCGCAGCCCUCCAUGCACCUCGCCCAGCACCAGGGAGCAGCGCCCCGCUGCAGCAUCGCCGGCCACCAGCCCAGGGGACUGGGCCAUCGACAGGGACCUGGACUCAGGUGUGCUAGAGGCUGAUGACAUGAUUGACGACAUCCGCUCCUCCGAGGACUCGUCCCCUGAGGCCGACCUGCAGUUCUCCAAGAAGUUCCUCAAUGUCUUCGUCAACAGCACCUCCCGCUCCUCCAGCACAGAGUCCUUCGGGCUGUUCUCCUGCAUGGUGAAUGGAGAGGAGCGGGAGCAAACCCACCGGGCCGUCUUCAGGUUUAUCCCACGCCAUGAGGAUGAGCUGGAGCUGGAUGUGGAUGACCCCAUCCUGGUGGAGCUGGAGGAGGAUGACUACUGGUACCGGGGCUACAACAUGCGGACAGGGGAGAGGGGCAUCUUCCCAGCCUUCUAUGCCCAUGAGGUUGUUGGCCAAGCCAGGGAUGCCAUGGGCCUCAAGAGGAACCCGUGUUGGGUGGAGCGGUUUAAUGUGCAGUUCCUGGGCUCAGUAGAGGUGCCGUACCACCAGGGCAAUGGCAUCCUCUGUGCCGCCAUGCAGAAGAUUGCCACCACUAGGAAGCUGACGGUGAAUCUGCGC
Messenger RNA from Nestor notabilis (Kea), 1524 nucleotides. RefSeq names its product mitogen-activated protein kinase 8 interacting protein 2 (gene MAPK8IP2). Lineage: Eukaryota; Metazoa; Chordata; Aves; Psittaciformes; Psittacidae. Gene Ontology annotation, biological process: regulation of JNK cascade. Gene Ontology annotation, cellular component: cytoplasm. Gene Ontology annotation, molecular function: protein binding. The annotation marks the transcript as partial. The transcript is spliced from 8 exons. The record is from RefSeq and is a predicted model, not a curated record.